AUGAAAAUAAAAGUACUUUCUCGGCAGAGAUCAUUAGUUGUGGCAUCAAGACUAGGCGAUCAGAAUCCAAUGCCUCGGAAUCUUAAUUUUGCUAUUCAUCCGUUUGAAAGGGCUAGAGAGUAUGUAAGAGCUCUUAAUUCAGUAAAAUUAGACAGACUGUUUGCAAAACCGUUUAUUGGACAGCUGGGAAAUGGUCAUAUUGAUGGUGUAUAUUGCAUGGCUAAAGAUUCUCGAAAAAUAGACACUAUAGCUACUGGUAGUGGUGAUGGAGUUGUUAAAAUUUGGAAUCUUAUUGAAAGAAAUGAAGUUUUGUCUAUCGAUGCACAUGAUGGUACUGUGAACGGUUUAACAUAUACAACUGAAGGACAUUUAUUAUCAUGUUCUGCAGAUAAAAUAGUAAAAUUGUGGUCACUUAAUUCAAUAGAUCCUAUUAAUAUAUAUAUGGGCACUGAUGCUUUUUCUUCUGUUGAUCAUCAUUAUUCUAAACCUAUUUUUGCUACAUCGUCUACAAAAAUUGAUAUAUGGGAUGAAAACAGAGAUAAACCUAUUUUUAGCAUGGAAUGGGGAGCAGAUACUAUUCAAACAGUGAAGUUUAAUCAUUCAGAAACCAAUAUUGUUGCUAGCGCAGGCGCAGAUCGUUCACUCAUAUUAUAUGAUAUAAGAACAAGCAAACCCUUAUCAAAGUUAAUUACUCAACUUCGAACUAAUUCUAUUUGUUUUAAUCCAAUGGAAGCUUUUAGUUUUGCAGCAGCAUCUGAUGACCAUAAUUGUUAUAUAUAUGAUAUUAGAAAUCUUACCUUUGCGAAGAAUGUUUUAAAAGAUCAUGUUUCAGCAGUAAUGGAUGUUGAUUUUUCUCCCACUGGCCAAGAAUUAGUAACUGGCGGUUAUGAUAAAACAAUACGAAUUUUCAACAUUAAAGAAGGCCAUUCACGAGAUAUAUAUCAUACUAAAAGAAUGCAAAGAGUUUUUUCCGUAAAAUUUACUUCUGAUUCUAAUUAUAUUCUUUCCGGUUCAGAUGAUGGAAAUGUUCGUCUUUGGAGAGCUAAUGCAUCUUCAAGAAUGCAUAUACUUAGUACUAGAGAAAGAACAAAAAUGGAAUAUGCAAAUGUUCUUAAACAGCGUUAUAAGAAUAUGCCUGAAAUUAAAAAAAUAAGUAACAGCAGAAAUGUUCCAAAAGUAAUAAUAAAAAUGCAAAAGACUAAAAAAGAGGAACUAACAGCAUUAAAACGAAAAGAAGAAAACAGAAGACGCCACAGUAAACCUAGCAGUAUAUCAUAUAUACAAGAACGUAAAAAACAUAUUGUUGCACUAAAAAAAUAG
Molecule: messenger RNA, 1320 nt
Organism: Pneumocystis murina B123
Lineage: Eukaryota; Fungi; Ascomycota; Pneumocystomycetes; Pneumocystales; Pneumocystaceae
Exons: 5
Coding region: 1-1320 (439 amino acids)
Biological process (GO): maturation of SSU-rRNA from tricistronic rRNA transcript (SSU-rRNA, 5.8S rRNA, LSU-rRNA)
Cellular component (GO): small-subunit processome; nucleolus
Molecular function (GO): protein binding
Source: RefSeq, a predicted model, not a curated record